Messenger RNA from Impatiens glandulifera, 333 nucleotides. Its product is annotated as 30S ribosomal protein S21, chloroplastic-like. The coding region runs from base 1 to 333 and encodes 110 amino acids. Gene Ontology annotation, molecular function: structural constituent of ribosome. NCBI's taxonomy places the organism in Eukaryota, Viridiplantae, Streptophyta, Magnoliopsida, Ericales, Balsaminaceae. The transcript has 2 exons. The record is from RefSeq and is a predicted model, not a curated record. Gene Ontology annotation, biological process: translation. Gene Ontology annotation, cellular component: ribosome.
AUGCAGUUGUGUCACGCGGUUGCGUCACGUGGGUGCGUCAAGGAAACUAUCUCCUCCAAGGACAGACGCGGCGGCCUUCUUUCAAUUGUCGCGAACCACCGCUCAUCCUCUGAUGAUCUGUUGUCGUCGGUGGUAUGCCCGUCCCUGGCUUACGCCAACACUUUGUUUUUCCGGUCGGCCUACAACGUUCAGGUGAUUGUGGAAGAUAACGAGCCAAAGGAAAAACUGUUGAAUCGAUUCAGGAGGGAGGUCAUGAGGGCCGACAUCAUCCAGGAAUGCAAACACAGAAGGUUCUUUGAGAAUAAGCAGGAUGAAGUUAAACGCAGGACCUGA